CAUCAAGUAGGAUACUUCAACAACACUCUGCUGAAGGAUACACAUGAGACUCAGAACGAGAGCCUCAGAUAUGUCGUGGUUUGGUUUCGUGCUUUUUCAGAUAACAAGUUCCGAGUAAUAAUCAAUAGACAGACAGGUACAGAAGGCCUACACCCAUGAACUAUAAACAAAACGACUGAUGACACAGUUAAGUUUAAAUCAACACUAAAUAAAAUCUGAAUAACCGGCAAGAUGGCAACAUGAUGCAGUGACAUUUAAGAAAAAACAAACCACCGAGGCCGUGAGAGCGAGGGCCAUUCUCGCGGAAAAAAAGAACGACACUACCUGGAGGACUGUCUCGAACCAGGGGGCGCUGGAGGUCGUUGGCGGGGCUUAAGAGUUCGUGGUGGUGGUCUGAGGAGUCCUUGGCCAGAGUGCAGCCGGUUUUCUUCCGAGACAGUUGGCUGUGCGUACGAGUCAUCAGCAUUCCCCACUCUCUGUCGCCUUAAAUAUCUCCGUGGAUAUUAGUCUGGAAACGGGAUCCAUGCUUCGGAAGGUCCUUUUAGAACGUGAAAUCCACCGUUACCCUCCACAGCUGCAGCCUACCCCAGCCCCCUGCGAGGGAAUCUGAAUCCCAGAAGUGCUGUACUGUUAUUCGUCCUCUUCAAGCUCUACAACCGCCAUGGAUGAGAACUUCGAGUGGGUCCACCGCGGCUACGGCAAGAACAACGUGAAGCUGCUGCACCUUCGGCGGGAGGGCCCCGUGCACACCGUCAAGGAGUACGAGGUCAACACGGCGCUCACCCUCGACAGCGACAAGGACUACAUCGUCGGCGACAACUCGGACAUCAUCGCGACGGACUCGCAGAAGAACACGGUCUACAUCCUCGCCAAGAACCGUGGGGUGAAGUCGCCGGAGGACUUCGCCCUCCUGCUGUGCUCCCACUUCCUCAGCAAGUACAGCCACGUGACGUCCGUCAAGGUGGACGUGGAGGAGUACCCUUGGCGGCGCCUCGUGACGGAGGGCAAGGCGCACAACCACGCCUUCCUCUUCUCGCCGGAGGUCCUCCACACGUGCUCCGUCUCGCAGGACCGCGGAGGGCAGCCGCACGUGUGGACCGGCCUGCAGGGCAUGCGCGUCCUCAAGACGACCCAGUCCUCCUUCACCAACUUCGUCAGCGACGAGUUCCGCUCCCUGCCCGACAUGGAGGACCGCCUCUUCUCCACCGUGGUGGCCGCGUCGUGGCAGUACGCCGACGUCAAGGACAUCGACUUCGGCAGAAUCUGGAUAAAGAUGCAGAAGAUAAUCUACGAUAAGUUUGCCGGUCCGCCUGACUACGGCAUCUACUCCCCGUCGGUCCAGAACACCGUCUUCCUCAUCCAGGACACGGCGCUGAGGGAAAUUCCUGACAUAACCCAGAUUAAGGUGACGAUGCCCAACAAACACUACUAUGGCGUCGACCUGAGCAAGUUCCCGGAUGUAGGAAGCCUGAAAAAUGAAACUGUUUUCCUCCCAAUCGACAAACCUUCUGGAAGCAUUUCUGGCACCCUCGGAAGAAAAAUAGCAUCAAAGCUCUAAGGAAUUAAAGAGAAAAUGUAACAAAGACUAUGAAUUGAUGAUUAUGUAAAGGGAUUUUCAUCACCUGGUUGACUGAUGAGCCACCGUGUUAAUUGUAGGUUUGUAUUUCAUCAUGGGAUCGUAACAGGAAUCGUGUUACGCGACGGAGAUACGCGUAACAAUGCGUCGGAAGGAGUUGGUGACCGAAUCUCGUCGCGUUAUUUAAAGAUAUUUUAGUUUUUCCUCGUAACAACUUUUAAAAAAAGAUGGAGAGUAUCGCCACUGUGCACAUAUAUACGAGAUAUACGAGAGCUUCAUACAUUCCGGGUCAGUCAGAUAUCGAUCACUAUGCUAUCAGGUGAGUUACGCAGACUUGGUCAAGUCAGCUGAUAAGCGUAACCCAUCCUGUAACAAGGUCUAAGUAGGUAAUAGUGGUUGUAAUUAAUACGUGCUUGUGUAGACCUUGCGUGGGACGGGAAGGAACCCCGCCACGUCACACAGAGGUUCGUUUGAACCUCCAUGUGACGUGAUGUUACAAGGUUUUGUUACGCAGCGGAGUUACAUUACGAUGUUCUGUGUGUACUCGGCAUUACUUUGAUUAUAGCAGGG
This is a messenger RNA of Penaeus monodon (black tiger shrimp), 2146 nucleotides long. Its product is annotated as uricase-like. Gene Ontology annotation, biological process: urate catabolic process; purine nucleobase catabolic process. Gene Ontology annotation, cellular component: peroxisome. NCBI's taxonomy places the organism in Eukaryota, Metazoa, Arthropoda, Malacostraca, Decapoda, Penaeidae. Gene Ontology annotation, molecular function: urate oxidase activity. The record is from RefSeq and is a predicted model, not a curated record.